Didymosphaeria variabile is the source of this 2652-nucleotide messenger RNA. RefSeq lists its product as uncharacterized. Gene Ontology annotation, biological process: actin cytoskeleton organization. NCBI's taxonomy places the organism in Eukaryota, Fungi, Ascomycota, Dothideomycetes, Pleosporales, Didymosphaeriaceae. The transcript has 2 exons. Gene Ontology annotation, molecular function: small GTPase binding; actin binding. The coding region runs from base 1 to 2652 and encodes 883 amino acids. The record is from RefSeq and is a predicted model, not a curated record.
AUGCCGGCGCCCACGGAGCAUCGCCGCAACAAGUCUGCGAUGCUCAAAUCUAUUGUUCUACCGGGCCACAGGCGGACGCCAUCCGAUGGCACUGCAUUGAAGAAAGAGCCGCACGCCGUCCAACCGUACGCUCCGCAAGGCUUCGUCCACGGCGCACCGCUGCUGCCGCCCGAUCAUCCGCACAGCCAGCAAAGAGCUGCCAAUCACAAUCUGAAUAUUCCCAUCGACCCGCCGGUCUCACCUCAUAAGUCACAGGACACGAGAGAAGGUCGGCCCAAGGGCUUGCAUAAGAAGACGCUCAGCUCAGUUUCGCUGCGAACGCUGGGCAAGGAUAAGGAGAAGGAGAAGACCAAGGAGAGCAGGUCGAGGGAGCCAAGCCGGACGCGUCAAGAGGACCUGGCUAAGAGUCAUAAGAAGACGAAGUCGAGGACUAACCUUCGCACUCUGUUUGGCAAGGAUAAACAGGCACAAGAUGUGAAGGAGACGCGCGACAAAGAGAAUACUACGCCGCCGGGAACCUCAGACGCAGGUGCGCCCUUGCACACUCCCAUCUGGGCUGAGUUUAGCUCGCGGCCCCUGCAAGAGGUCACGACCACGAGCAAGGUGCCACUGAACGACCAGCGUCGUAGCAUUGAGGAGGAGAUUGCACUGUACACUCCCAGCAACUAUUCUCCAUCCAAGGGCCGUAAUUUCUUCGACAAUGGUCUACCUUCGCUUCAGAAGAAGUCACCAGUCAAGGAGCGCCCAAAGUCCUUCUUGGGCAGCGGCUCCACUCCCUCACUGUUCGAGACAUUUACUCGUAAGAAGAGUGACGAUCGAGUCCCACUAGGAGACACGAAGGGCAACGAAGGAAGAACCAAGGAUAGCCCUUCCAAGAGCCUCACUCCGAGACCCCCGUUGGUGCGGGCCAACACGGACAACAGCCGGGAAAGCAUCCCUCAAGAGUCCACCAGCCCUAAGAAGACAUCGAAUGCAGAAAAGAGACAGAGCCGUGUUAUGGCUGCCGUAGCUGCUUUUAACGGCAAAUCAAAGCAGACCGAGAAGGGCACUCCUGCGACGUCACCCAUCAAGCUUGAUCCGAAGAUGGUCGACGCUGAAUUCGAAGAAGUUUUGGAGUCCCGACAAAUCCCUAAUCAUCAGCGCGCCGCGAUGAGAACGCUGAAGCUUGAGGUGAAGGCCGACUUCGUCCGAACACACAAGUUGGAUACACCUUCAGUAUCUCGUACGACCUCGGCCAACUCUGGGGUCGCUGGACGGUUGUCUGCUAAAACCUCUCUGUCACGGUCGACCAAAUCGCGAGCUGGUUCUACAGAAGAGGAGAAGGUGCCGCUGGAAGACAAUGCAGGAGGCACCUCGAAGCGAGAGCGACCCAGGAGCAGGACCUUCGGUUUUACCAGAAGUGACUCUCCCACCAAGAAACAGAAGGGUGAGAAGGAACAAAAGUCUACGGCUAUCCCGAAAUCACCCUCUAUGAGAUCACUAGCAUCAGUGUCCUCUCAGCGAUCAGUUUCCAAAGGCUCCAAGACCGUGUCGCCGGAUGAGUUCAUCAACUACCUAAAGAAGACACCGAAGCCGCAGGCAGUCGAAGUAGGAAAGCUGCAUAAGCUUCGCCUGCUGCUGCGAAAUGAGCCGGUGGAAUGGGUUCACCAAUUCAUCGUCGAAGGUGGGAUGACUGAACUCGUUGGCCUCCUGCAUCGCAUCAUGGAGGUCGAAUGGAGGGAGGAUCACGAGGAUACGCUGUUGCAUGAGCUAUUGCGUUGUCUCAAGGGUUUGUGCACGGCAGACAUUGCUUUAAAGCAAUUCGCUGAGAUAUCUUCAACCUUGUUCCCAGCUCUACUAGGGAUGCUGUUCGACGAAGAACACAAGGGUCCGAGCGAGUUCACUACGAGGGAAUUCAUCAUCCAGAUUAUCUUCGCCCAUCUGUCUAUGGCAUCUGAGUCAGAGUUGCAUACUCGCGCGACAGGGCUCAUGGAACACCUCAAAGAUCCUGUCAAGGAGAAGCAGGCAUCUACCGUCCCGUUUGUCCUGCAGAUGCGCCAGCCUCGACCAUACCAGGUAUGGUGCAAAGAGAUCACGAACGUCACUAAGGAGGUUUUCUGGAUUUUCAUCCACCAUCUCAACGUCGUUCCUAUCUCGCCUUCAUCGGACGAGCCGCCCAUGUCUUACGCGAAGACUCACUUCCCUGGACAGCGCGCUAUCGUGCCAGCUGCACCCUACGUCGGCGGCGUAGAAUGGGAUGCGACCAACUACAUUGCCACGCAUCUCGACCUCCUCAACGGUAUCCUCGCAAGCCUCCCUACCCGCGAAGCGCGCAACACCUUCCGGUCUGAACUCAAAGUUUCUGGCUUCGAAAAGGUCAUGGGUCACUUGCGGACUUGCAAUCCCAAGUACUAUGGCGCUGUUCAUGACGCUGUCAAAGUAUGGGUCGGUGCGGCAUUGGAAGAUGACUGGCCAGUCCGCGAUGUCAGGAUGGGUCCGCCUGAUGGCAAGCCUGGCGUUGGGAGUCCGAUAAAGCAGAGCCCCAAGAAGAAGGCGGAGAAGCCGCCGCAGAUCCAGGCACCUAAGGUUGAGAUCGGAGGUGGCCUGGGACUGGGCUUCGAGAAAGAGAUCGCUAUUGGAGGGAACCACAAGAUUGACGACGAUUGGAUUUGA